UUUUUUUUUACUUGAUCAACCCAGUUAAUUAAAUAAGAAUGGAUUUUUCAUAUUGUUUAACAAAAGAUGUACAAUUACCUGUCACUAUUCGAAUGUCAGUUUAUUUAUAUAUACACAUACUAUUUUUUUAACUGAAUAUACCUAUAUCUAUAUAUGUGUAUAUAGUUCGACUUUAGAAGGAAAAUAUGGUUCCGACCAAGAUAAUGAAAUGUUACCUGAAUUAUAUGUAACUGUUCAAAUAUUCGGUGAUAAUAAACCUUUAACUGUACCUGUAAAAACGAGUUAUAAACCUUUUAAACAUCAUUGGAGUUGGAAUGAAUGGUUGACUUUACCUAUUAAAUAUUGUGAAUUACCUUCAUCAGCACAGUUUGCUAUCACAGUAUGGGAUACUAUUGGGCCACGUAAAGUGAAGCCUGUUGGAGGAACUACACUACAAAUAUUUAGCAAACAAUUUACACUUCGAAAGGGUAAGCAUAAAUUAUAUCUUUGGGCAAACUGUGAAGCAGAUGGAAAUCAUAAUACGUCUACACCAAGUAAAUUAAAAAAGAAUGAUAAUGAAAUGGAUAAACUUGAAAAACUUGUUAAGCGAUACGAUUGUGGUGAUAUAUGCCCUGAAGAAUGGCUUGAUGUGAUGGCGUUUAGACAAAUCGAAAAUAUUCAUAAAAAAGUAUCUCAUACCUUGACUGACUUGGCUUUGUAUGUUGAUCUACCUAAAUUUGAUUUCCCUAUUGUGUACGGUGAAAUGGAAUACGAUUUACCGGGACCUUUUUCUUUUACAUCAGCAAUAACUGGGACAGAGCAGCCACAAAUUCCUCUGAGGACAGCUUUAAGUCAACAAAUCUAUCCUGAGACUAUAAAUCAUCAUCAUGUAUCACAUCAAUAUUCUCUUGUACUUGAUCCUGAUAUACAAAGAGACAAUCCAGUAGAAGCCAAACAUCGUCGUUUAGUACGUAGUCAUCGUAAUGGUCCUCUUGAUCGAGAUCUUAAGCCAAAUCCUAAAAUACGUGAUGAAUUAAACAGUAUCAUGUCAUAUCCACCAACUCAAAACUUGACACCAGAAGAAAAGGAUUUAGUUUGGAAAUUUAGAUUUUAUCUUACCAGAGAAAAAAGAGCUUUAACAAAAUUCUUGAAAUGUGUCGUUUGGACAGAUCCUAUCGAAAUUAGACAAGCAGUUGAUUUAUUACCUCUUUGGGUCGAUAUUGAUGUUGAUGAUGCUUUAGAGCUUCUAGGAAAAGAAUUUGAAAAUAGAGCAGUUCGUUCUUAUGCUGUUAAUCAAUUAAAAAAGGCCGAUGAUGAUGAUCUGUUAUUAUAUUUGUUACAAUUAGUUCAAGCUUUAAAAUUUGAAUAUACAGAUGAUAAGGAUCCUGAUCCAAAUAGCUCUUCUCUUGUUCAAUUCUUGAUUGAUCGUGCUAUAAGUAAUCCUAUUCUAGGCACUUACUUACAUUGGUAUGUUAUGGUAGAAUGUGCAGAUAAAGUAUAUGGUAAAUUAUACGCCAAGGUCGCCUAUCAUUAUUUUCAAGAUCUUUUAGAGAUACCCAAUGGUUAUAACAGAAGAGAUGGAUUAAGAAGUCAAGGUGAACUGAUUGCUCAACUCUCAAAAUUAGCUAUGGAAGUUCGUACGAUGAAAGAGCCUCGACUUAAGAAGAUUGAUCAAUUAAGAGCUAAAAUAGUAGAUCCCAAAAGAAAGCUUUCAGAAUUUAGUGCUUUAACUCUUCCACUAGAUCCUACAAAGACUGUUAUUGGCAUUAUUCCUUCUAAAUCAAGUGUAUUUAAUAGUAAUCUUCAGCCUUUAAGGAUCACAUUUCAAUGUGUAGACGGUUCAGAAUAUCCAAUUAUUUUUAAAUUUGGUGAUGAUUUACGACAAGAUCAGUUGGUCAUUCAAAUCAUUUCCUUGAUGGAUAAACUGUUACUGAAAGAGAAUUUAGAUCUAAAGUUAACUCCUUAUAAAGUAUUAGCCACUGGUGUUGAUCAAGGUUUGAUGCAAUUCAUUCAUUCAAGUUCUUUAGCAACUGUUUUAAAUGAACAUCAAAAUAAUGUCUUGAGUUACUUUCAGAAACAUCAUCCUAGUUCUGAACCGGGAAAUGUAUAUGGUAUUGAUCCUAAAGUAAUGGAAACUUAUACACGCAGUUGUGCUGGAUAUUGUGUUAUUACAUAUUUAUUAGGUGUAGGUGAUCGACAUUUAGAUAAUUUAUUAUUAUCUCCUGAUGGUCAUCUAUUUCAUGUUGAUUUCGGUUUUAUUCUUGGUCGAGAUCCAAAGCCUUUUCCUCCACCCAUGAAGUUAUGUAAAGAAAUGAUUGAAGCCAUGGGAGGAGCUAAUUCACCUCAUUAUUUAAAUUUCCAACAAUAUUGUUAUACUGCCUUCACAACUUUACGUAGGAAUGCUAAUCUCAUUUUGAACUUGUUUUCUUUGAUGGUUGAUGCCAACAUUCCUGACAUUAAAAUUGAACCUGAAAAAGCCGUAAUGAAAGUACAAGAAAAGUUUAGACUUGAUUUAUCUGAAGAAGCAGCUAUUGCUUAUUUUAGAGGAUUGAUAUCAGAAAGUGUAAAUGCAUUAUUUCCACAAAUAAUGGAAACAGUACACAAAUGGGCUCAGUAUUGGAGAAGAUAAUAAUCACAUGAAAUUUAAGACUUUGUUUUUAGUCAUCUUUUAUUUAACUGGGAAAUAAAUAUUUCAUUUGUUUACUCU
This is a messenger RNA of Cokeromyces recurvatus, 2686 nucleotides long. Its product is annotated as kinase-like domain-containing protein. The transcript has 15 exons. Gene Ontology annotation, molecular function: 1-phosphatidylinositol-3-kinase activity. NCBI's taxonomy places the organism in Eukaryota, Fungi, Mucoromycota, Mucoromycetes, Mucorales, Mucoraceae. Gene Ontology annotation, cellular component: membrane; peroxisome; phosphatidylinositol 3-kinase complex, class III, type II. The record is from RefSeq and is a predicted model, not a curated record. The coding region runs from base 209 to 2608 and encodes 799 amino acids. Gene Ontology annotation, biological process: endocytosis; autophagy of peroxisome; phosphatidylinositol-mediated signaling.